CUUCCCCCGCCCCGCAUCCCCAUCCCUUUUCUCGAGUUGGGCCGCUGCCGGGCACUCCCAUUCAUGCCGCUGUGCUCUAUUCCAGGCGGUAGCCGCCACCCCCGCCCUUGCGCUGCCCACGCCAGGAUCUGCGUCACGCGGCCGUGUGUGGGAGGGAGGAGCAGGAUCGCGGUGCAGGAGGGAGCGAGAGCGGAAUCUCCUCAUGUGACGGCGCGGGAGGGGGCCGUGGAUGUGCGGGCAGAGGAGAAGGGAAGGAGGCGGCGGUGGAGGAGGAGGAGGCUGCUGCUUCUACCGCCGCCGCCGGUCCCUACCUGCAGCCCUGCAACAGCCGCCGCUGCCGCUUGUCCCGGGUUCGGGGGCUGCUGGGCAGACCGGAGCCAGGGGGGCGGAAGCCAGCUCGCCUACCGAUGGGAAGGGAGAAGGCUGGCCGCGGGCGAGGGGGACACUGGCCAUAAGUUCUGGACAACAUCCCUAUCCGGCUCAGGAAGGACCAGGGCAAUCAGCAAUAGAAGCCGCCUCCCCUGCAGGAACAGCGUCCUGCAGAGAAGGUGUUCCUUCCACAAUGGCAACAGCGUUACCCAGAACCCUUGGAGAAUUGCAGCUUUAUCGAAUAUUGCAGAAAGCCAAUCUCUUACUCUACUUUGAUGCCUUCAUUCAGCAGGGAGGGGACGAUGUACAGCAGUUGUGCGAGGCAGGCGAAGAGGAAUUUCUUGAGAUCAUGGCCCUUGUUGGCAUGGCUAGCAAACCUCUUCAUGUCCGAAGACUGCAAAAAGCUUUGAGAGACUGGGUCACAAAUCCAAGCCUUUUUAACCAGCCUCUUACUUCCUUACCGGUCAGUAGCAUUCCAAUAUAUAAGUUACCGGAAGGAUCUCCAGCUUGGUUGGGAAUAUCUUGCAAUAGUUAUGAAAGGAAUAAUAAUACCCGGGAGCCUCACUUGAAGAUUCCAAAAUGUGCCGCCACCACUUGCAUUCAGAGUGUGGGUGCAGGCAAGUCUGACGGGGUGGGAAACUUACCUCUGCAGAGCAGCAACGAGCCAAGACUAUGGCAAGGACACCACACUACAGAGAGUGAACACAGCCUUUCGCCAGCUGAUGUUGACUCUCCAGCCUCACCAAAGGAAAACACAGAAACCUUGGAUGCAGCGGCAGCUCUGUCGGUUACCGAGUGUGUCGAGCGCAUGGUUCCCACCCUCCCCAAAAGUGACUUGAAUGAAGUGAAAGAACUGCUGAAAAUAAAUAAAAAGCUGGCCAAGAUGGUGGGUCACAUCUUUGAGAUGAGCGAUGAGGACCCUCACAAAGAGGAAGAGAUUAGGAAGUACAGCGCAAUAUAUGGCAGAUUUGACUCAAAAAGGAAAGAUGGCAAACAUCUCACUCUCCAUGAGCUUACAGUUAAUGAAGCAGCUGCUCAAUUGUGUGUGAAGGAUAAUGCACUGUUGACCCGGAGGGAUGAGCUCUUUGCACUCGCACGGCAAAUCUCCCGAGAAGUUACGUACAAAUACACUUACCGGACCACCAAGUCUAAAUGUGGAGAAAGGGAUGAACUGUCACCAAAGAGAAUUAAGAUAGAGGAUGGUUUUCCUGAUUUCCAUGAUGCAGUCCAGAGUUUUUAUCAGCAAGAUUCAGUCAAAAUACAACAGGCAUUAUCAAAAGGGAAGUGUGAAGACCUGGCAUCACUUGGCUCACAGCCUGAAAAGAUGAUUGCUAAGCAGAUGGAGUUUCUUUGCAACCAAGCUGGUUUGGAGAGACGCCUUUCCACAGGUCUUUACAGGCAAAGCUCAGAAGAGCAUAGUCCUAAUGGCUUGACAUCAGAUUAUGGCGAUGGGCAAGGUGAAAUGCCUUUAAAUCUCCGCAUGUCAAGUCUACCAAAUAGGCAUAUGCCACACAUUUCAUUAGAUGGUGAGCCUCAUGUAGUGAAGCCUCUUUGUAGUGACUUGAAUAGACUAUACACCAGUGGUGAAGCAAAGUCACAAUCUUCAGAAGGCCUUGGUAUUUUAAAAGAUUUUCCUCACUCUGCUUUCAACAGCCUCGAAAGGAAGGUCAUAAAGACAGAACCAGAAGACACAAGAUAGCCAUGCUGUUUUAGAUUAUUAUUUUUUAAAGUUAAAAUAAAGUUUUGAAUGAGAAAUGAAAACAUGCCUUAAUAACCAGUGUUGCCUCAUUGAAAUAAGCGAUUUCAUAGCCAAAGCCUAAGAGCUGGGACUGUUGUGUUGUGGAACUGACACAAAAAACUAGUUGGAUACUGCAACUGCAAUGAGAAGUGGGUGCAAACUUUAUGAAAAAGUGGCUCUGUAAUUUGGGAAAGGCUCACAAACUAAUACUGUGGGCCCUUGUUAUUUAAGAAUGUAUUAUGUAUUUGUAUAACUUAAAGUAAAAAAACAACAACCCAACAACAACUAGGUGGUAGAAAUGUGUGUUAAGUCCAGUAAAUGUGGCUGCCAUUAUUUUUACUUGAAAUUUUCAAUGUCUAGUUUUAAGUGUAGAUAUGAUAGUCAUGAGACUGUUUUUUUAAAAUAAAUAAAUCCUGAGUUUGGAGCAGGGGGACAGAAAGCUAAGGACAGGCAAGCCCUAGUUUUAACACAUUUUUAAUGACAGUUUUGCAAUGUUUAUGUUUUAGAAGCAAACAAUUAAGCAAUUGCAUACAUUUUUAUAGGGAAAUAGCAUUUGAAAGAACUGACUGUAUAAUAACUGGCUUUUUUAUGCUUAUUGAUGUAAGAUCAUUCUCAAAGACUUCAUGAAUACAUUUCUGUAUUUAUUUAUAUUGUAUUCCUGUCCACUGUUUAGGAACUGGGAUAAAGGAAGCCAACACACUAUUAUUUCAUACUAUAUACUCCACACCUGGAUGGGUGGAUGGAGUAGUGGAUAUAUCUGUGUUCAUUAGAUAUUCUGAUGAAGGCUGCCAGAGCAACUGCUAAAAUGCUGGCAACAUUUUGGAACGUUACUUAGAUUCCUUCUCAUUUUUUUUAAGUUGGAAUGUUAGAAGAGGUGGAAAAGAACAACCAAUGAAAUUAUAUUGACUGAAGAAAUGAGGAGGAUGAAUAUGCUGUUGGCAUAGGAGUAGCUAAGAGCAGCUUACCAAUUCAUUUGACUUUAUUCAUAUACCAUACAUUGCAUACAGAAGGAAUAGCCAAUGUGCUGCCCUCCAGUAGUUGCUGGACUACAACUCCUAUCAUCGCUGAUCACCAUGCUCCUUGUGGCUGAUGAGAGCUGUAGUCCCCCAACAACUGAAGGGCACCACUCUGGCUAUUUCUGGCACAUAAUGUACUGAUACUUACAUAUGUAUGAACAACUGUACUCAAUAUUUAUUAUCUGGAGGAUUUCUUUUGUGUGGAUGGUGAAUUCUUAAGGGUGCCAUUUUGUCGAUAGUGAAGUGACUGGCUAAUAGGAGACAUUUCUGGGGUAUUUGCAUGUUACGCAUAAUACCAUUGUGACAUGUCAGUCCACAUAAUAGCCUCCUCUCUCCUCCUCACUUAAGAUUUUGUGGUUGCAUUGCUGCACUUAAAUGGGGGUUUCAAAACCAUUAUUUAUUUUUUAAAUGCUGAAUUUGCCUGUAGUACUUUCAGAGGAGGUAAUGAAAAUACUACCAAUUCUUGUCAAUCUUCCAUAAUAGGCUGUUGCUCUUCAUAUCUGAAGAUUUUGCUCUGUGUAAUAGUGAUUUACUGAGUCAUUCCAUAUGCCCUAUUGAAACUCAGUGUAGCGUGAGGUGACAUGCCUACACCCCAGUCUAGAAUCGUUGUAAAAUGUGUUUAACUGUUGUCAUUUAAUUUGUGGAGCAAAGCUUUAUUAUAGAAACAACAGUGCACAUGUUUUUAAUAUUAUGGAACUUUUUUUAAAGGAAAAAAUCUUGUUUUCUGAAUUUUGUUGUACUACUUUACUGAUGAAGAAAAAUAUUCAAUGGAGUAGAUCUUCAGCUUAGUGGAUCAAAACAAAUUGAUGUGUAGUUUAAAAGUGGCUCAUUUUAUUGUUAUGUGAAUUAAUAACGUGUGUUUCAUGAUACCUAUGGUUUCAAGUAGCACUGCUUGAUAUCUGAGCAGUUCCAUAACAUAUAACAGUAAUUACAGGCAGAGAAAACACAUAUCACUCACUACCCGUAAGACAUAGCACCCUGUUUUAUAAAGGCCAAUGUAAUGUAGUAUAAAUUUAAAUCUGUGGUACAGAUCUAUUUUUUUAUUUUCAGUUGUAAAUGACCUGACUCAGCUGUAUUGUAAGUACUAAGGUACUUGAUUUUUUUUUACCAGUCUUUCAGUCCAAAUAAGCAGGCUUUUAAAUGUUGUUUUGCAGGAUGUCUUGUACAACUUAAAAAAAAAAAUCAAAGUAAGCUGAAGCAGCUAAAGACACUUCUAAAACAUCUUAGUUACUAGAGCAGGAGUGGGGAAACUUUUUAGUUCCCUGUGAGCUAACCUUGACAGAUGGGCAGGGCAACCCAAUCACAUAAUAUCAUUAUGGCAUCACAUGACUGACAUGUGAGUUGUCCCACCCACCUGUCAAAAUCUAGACAUUGGAGGUUGAAAGGGGGAGUGCAGGAAAGGGCUUUGCGAUCCUUCCCUUGCUUCUUUGCACCUCCAGUGUCAGAGCUGUGGAGGGGAGGAGAGGGGAGAAUUGAAAUGGGUCUCCCCAUGUGGUUCCUUUACACGUCCUAUGUUGGAGGUGGAAAGGAGCCACACAGGGCAGCUUCAAAGAGCAGCGCUGGGAGGGAGAAGUGGUUUCCAUUGAAUUAGAAACUGCUUCCCUGUCCUUGAGCAAAUGUUCCUUUGAAGCCCCAUCCUUCCCCACCCCACACCUGUGUUCAUGUGGCUUCCCCAAAAUGGUAGAAUGGGCCGCAGGGUCCUCACCCCUGUACUAAAGAGGUACACUGUUGUAGAAAUAAUUAUUUCAGAGAUGCUGAAGGGCACAUCUCUGCCGAAGUAUACCACUUUAGGGAGCACAUGGGGGAUUGUUUAGUAUCCCUUCCUUCCACGUGGUACAUUCCUCUCUUCUGAAGACGUCUGUUCAAGCCUUGUAGCCUGGACUACUUCUUGAUGUACUGUAUAUAUCUUUGCACAUGGAAGGAGAUACUGAUGCAGGGAUACAUACAGAACUCUCCCACUCUUUCCUGCUCCUGCCAUGCAUAGAUGUGUUUGACGUAACAUGCACCCUUCUGAAUAUCUGAAUGGGCUCUUCAGUCAAGGUGUUUCAAAGAAACAGAUCUUGCAGUCAGUACAUAGGCUUCUUCCAGAAUGCUAAUAAUUAAGACUUACUGAUCGUUGGCAAGACAAGCAGAUGUCUUGUCUAUAGCUUUUGUAGGGGGGAUAUUAAGGAAGCCUGGCUGUUAGCUGCAGCAAGGUUAUUUUGACCAAAGUGUGAUCCUUGUUUGUCUGCAUUUGUACUCUUGUUUGUCUGCAUUUGUGUGCCUCAUUGGUUACAAAAUAAAAGUCACCUUGGCAAAGUUUUUUUUUC
Messenger RNA from Rhineura floridana, 5432 nucleotides. RefSeq names its product NGFI-A binding protein 1 (gene NAB1). NCBI's taxonomy places the organism in Eukaryota, Metazoa, Chordata, Lepidosauria, Squamata, Rhineuridae. Gene Ontology annotation, biological process: negative regulation of DNA-templated transcription. Gene Ontology annotation, molecular function: transcription factor binding; transcription coregulator activity. The record is from RefSeq and is a predicted model, not a curated record. The transcript has 8 exons. Gene Ontology annotation, cellular component: nucleus. Bases 230 to 2068 code for a protein of 612 amino acids.